Molecule: messenger RNA, 4496 nt
Organism: Xenopus tropicalis (tropical clawed frog)
Lineage: Eukaryota; Metazoa; Chordata; Amphibia; Anura; Pipidae
Gene: slitrk4
Product: SLIT and NTRK like family member 4
Exons: 3
Coding region: 853-3408 (851 amino acids)
Cellular component (GO): membrane
Source: RefSeq, a predicted model, not a curated record
GCUAGUGAGGCAGAGAGACCGUGAGAGGAGAACAAGUCCACAUCUCUUGGAGACAAUCGGAAAAUGCAGAACAUUUCCUUCCAUGGAUCCGAAUCCUAAAGAAGCUAAAGGAGUUACUUAUGGAUUCUCUCUGAGGCUGAUCUGUGGGGGUCUCCAUCGGCUGCAAAUGAUGUGUCUCCCUUCCAGCUAAGCAGCGACCAGGCACCUGCAGCAGCGACUGCUAUUCGGGUCAGGAGCCCCUCUCCCCCUCUGAGCUGACAGUCGCCAGAAGGAAUUAGCCCGUUGCUAUUUGCCAGCUCAUUUCUUCCCGUGGGAACCCCUGUGCAUCCCUGAGACCCACCAUUUCCCUCCCUGUCACACUGUGGACUCCAGCGAGGUGGACCUGCCCCAGGAGCUGUCCAGCACCAGCCACUUUUUCUUUUUAUCCCAUUCUACCUGUUCUACAUGGGGGGACUGCAGUAGGGGGAUCUGUACCCUUAGCAUUUUGUCCCACAUUGCCCAGACAAGGGGUUACCCACUCCAAUACCCAGAUGGUAUGAACCAUUGCUCACAUCCAAGACUCAUCAUCUGAAGGAGAUAUCUGAGUGAGGACAAGAGCACCCAGCAGGAGCAGGGACCAUGCUGCGGCAAAGCAUUGCAGUACUAAUCAGUACUAUCGCAAACCUCAGGCAUUUGCCAUUGAUAUGAUAGGUACUGCUGGCUAACACUGACCCAUGGAUAUGUCUCUGCGCUCUAACUGUGCCACCUCUGCUUCCUUUUGGUUCCUCACGUAUAUGUGGGGACAGAGUGUGCUGGGAGUGAGACCUGGGGUACAUCCCAUAUCAUAAGAGAGAUGGCUUUAUAAGGUGAGAGAUGAUUUCUCCCAGAAGUCUGAGGCUGUUCUGUCACUGCCAGAAGAUGUUUGUGUGGCUUUUCCUCUUUCUCUGCACUCCAAUCUCCUCCACCAACCCUGACUCUGAACUGUCCCUUGAGAUCUGCAAUGUCUGCUCCUGCCUGUCAGUGGAAAAUGUUAUGUAUGUCAACUGUGAGAAGGUGGCAUUGUACAGACCAAACCAGCUCAAGCCACCCCCCUCCAAUUUCUAUCACCUGAACUUUCAGAACAAUCUGCUAAUCAUUUUAUACCCCAACACCUUCCUCAAUUUCACGCAUGCUGUUUCUCUGCAGCUCGGCAACAAUAAAUUGCAAAAUAUAGAGGGAGGAGCUUUCCAGGGACUCAGUGCACUGAAACAGUUGCACUUGAACAACAAUGAAUUGAAGGUCUUGAGGGCUGACACUUUCCUGGGCAUAGAGAACUUGGAGUAUCUCCAGGCUGACUACAAUUUAAUCAAGUAUAUUGAACGGGGAGCCUUUAAUAAACUUCACAAGCUCAAGGUCCUCAUUCUUAAUGACAAUCUUAUUUCUGCUCUGCCUGAUAAUAUUUUCAGAUUUGCUUCCUUAACACAUUUAGAUAUCAGAGGAAAUAGGAUUCAGAAAAUGCCCUAUAUAGGAGUCCUAGAGCAUAUUGGACGAGUGGUGGAGCUGCAGCUGGAAGAUAAUCCGUGGAACUGUACAUGUGAUUUGUUGCCCCUGAAGGCAUGGUUGGAGAACAUGCCCUAUAACAUAUACAUUGGAGAGGCUAUAUGCGAGACACCAAGUGAUCUGUAUGGGCGCUUAUUGAAAGAAACCAAUAAACAAGAACUAUGUUCUAUGGGCACUGGCAGUGACUUUGACGUAAGGAUUUUGCCUCCAUCAAUGGAGACAACUUUUACCACUCCUGGGGGUCAACCUGCCCAAACAUCUUUGCAUCGUUUGGUCACCAAGGCCCCAAAGACCACCAACCCCUCCAAAAACUCUGGAAUAGUCUCUGGCAAAUCUGUUUCCAACCACAGCCUCAGUCAGAUAGUAUCCUUCCAAACCAGGAUACCUCCUUUUUCUCCGUGCCCUUCUCCUUGUAUGUGCAAAACCUAUCCCUCUGAUUUGGGAUUAAGUGUAAACUGCCAGGAGAGGAAUAUUAAGUCAAUGGCUGAACUCAUUCCUAAACCUCUAAAUGCCAAAAAGCUGCACGUAAAUGGCAAUUAUAUCAAACAUGUGGAACAGUCAGACUUUGUGGAUUUUGAGGGACUGGAUUUGCUCCAUUUGGGAAGCAAUCAACUAACGAACAUUCAAGGCAACGUGUUCUGCAACCUGACAAAUCUAAGGAGACUGUAUCUAAAUGGGAAUCAAAUUGAACGCCUGAGCCCUGAGAUUUUUGCUGGGUUGCACAACCUGCAAUAUUUGUAUCUGGAAUAUAACAUUAUAAAGGAAAUCUUGGGUGGAACUUUUGAAUCGAUGCCAAACCUUCAGCUUCUUUACCUGAAUAAUAAUCUCCUGAGAAGUCUGCCGGCUUAUAUUUUUUCUGGAGUGCCCCUGGCCAGACUUAACAUACGGAAUAAUCAUUUCAUGUACUUGCCUGUAAGUGGCGUUCUUGAUCAGCUCAGAUCUCUGACACAGAUUGAUCUGGAAGGGAAUCCAUGGGACUGCACUUGUGAUUUGGUUGCUCUGAAGCUAUGGCUGGAGAAACUAAGUGAGGGAAUUGUCAUGAAAGAGGUUAAAUGUGAGACGCCCGUGCAGUUUGCAAACAUUGAAUUGAGAUCUCUUAAAAAUGAAAUUCUUUGCCCUAAACUGAUUAACAAGCCUCCUACACAGUAUACAAGUCCUGUACCUGCAGUUACAUUCACAACUCCCCUGGGUCCAAUCAAAAGCCCUCCUGGGGGACCUGUGCCAUUGUCAAUUCUAAUCCUCAGCAUUUUGGUAGUGCUUAUUUUAACAGUGUUUGUUGCCUUUUGUCUUCUUGUUUUUGUCCUGAGACGUAACAAAAAGCCAACAGUCAAGCAUGAGGGAAUUGGAAACCAGGAAUGCAGUUCUAUGCAGCUCCAGCUAAGGAAGCAUGAUCAGAAAGCACUUAAAAUGGAUGGUAUUUCUGCAGAAACGUUCUUUCCACAAACAAUUGAACAAAUGAGUAAAAGUCACACUUGUGGCAUUAAGGACUCCGAAGUCGGAUUUUCAUUUUCAGACCACCAAGGUCAAACAUUGGCCCUGAGAAACCUAACAGAGAAGGAAAAGGAUCUGUUGCAUGGGGAUUCUAGAAAGAGGCUUAGUACAAUAGAUGAACUGGAUGAAUUCUUUCCAGGAAGAGAUUCAAAUUUAUUUAUCCAGAAUUUUUUAGAAAGUAAAAAAGAAUACAACAGUAUAGGAGUCAGUGGUUUUGAAAUUCAUUACCCAGAGAAGCUGCAAGACAAAAAAAACAAGAAAUCUUUAAUAGGUGGGAAUCAUAGUAAAAUUGUAGUAGAACAGAGAAAGAGUGAAUAUUUUGAACUCAAAGCAAAACUCCAAGGGACGCCUGAUUACUUACAAGUCCUUGAAGAACAAACAGCCCUGAGCAAAAUGUAGGUCAUGCAAUGUAUACCUAACUAAAGACGAUUGUUUCAUGAUGAAAGUGCCUUUUGUAGACUUUUAACUUCCAAAUAUCAUCUAUAGGCAUAGGUGCAGGCAAAUCCAGGAGUGUCCAGUACCCUAUAGUGUGUGUGUGUUGGUUAUCCGUUCCAGGUAUCUCCUCACAAAGCUUCUACAUUCUGGAUUCAUUCUGGGAUUACAGGAGAAACUAUUGCCAAAAGGAUAUUUUAUUUUAUGACAAGUAAAAUUAGCCUCAAAUCCUAGAGGCAUCAACUGUAUAUUUUGUGCUCAAAUACAAAAUGCUGUCUCAGUGUGAAUCAAAAAUUUAAAGAAAAGGAAAAAAAAAAAUCCAAAAAAAAAUAUAAAACAAACAAAAAAACCUGGGUUCAGGAAAUGUUUCACCAUAGGUAUGGUCCUUUCUAAUGGAUACAGCUGGUGAAAAUAUAGGAUUUAUUGUAUAGGUCUAACUAUUCUUUAAAGAUUAUUAGAAAAGUGGAAAGCAUGCAGAGGGACAGCAGUUUAUGUAAACCAGUGACACAUAUGACAUUUAUCUAGCAGCAAAAGGAAUAACCAUGUUCUAAUGUGCAAAUGCCGUAUACCAUGCUUUAUGACUCUACGAAAUAAAUUCAGUCACUUGAAUCAUACAAACGUUAAAAAAAAAACAAACUAAAAAGAUAUAUUUAAGUGUUUAUUUAACAAGAUAUUUUUUUUCCUGCAAAGCAAAAUGUGAAUCAAGUUAAAGCUAAGAUUGAAAAAAAAAAAAAAAAAUCAAUUUUCAUUAUCUGCAAUCAAACACGGUUGCAAUGGUUUUUCAGAUAAUGCUUGCUAUGUGAGCGUGGUGAAAAGUAUUUUUUUAAACAAAAUUCAUAUCUAUGAAAUACUUUGUAUACUAAAUAGAAUUACAGUAUAUGUACUCCUUAAUAUGUAUUUAAAUGCCUGACUUGUUUCUGUGAUCAAAAUGCAUUAAUCUUAAAAAAAAAGUUAAACAUUCAGAUAUACCAAACAGAUACAGGAGUUGAUAUGUAAACACAACUUGAUUUAAUGUGAGCAGGUAAAAUAAAGUUUAUUCAUAUAUAUUCUUGUGA